Messenger RNA from Gadus morhua (Atlantic cod), 1978 nucleotides. Its product is annotated as mitochondrial fission factor homolog A. Lineage: Eukaryota; Metazoa; Chordata; Actinopteri; Gadiformes; Gadidae. Gene Ontology annotation, cellular component: mitochondrial outer membrane; peroxisome. Gene Ontology annotation, biological process: positive regulation of mitochondrial fission. The record is from RefSeq and is a predicted model, not a curated record. Bases 137 to 1012 code for a protein of 291 amino acids. The transcript has 7 exons.
UAUCUAGCCCAAUCUGGCAACACUGCCCUGUAGCCGCCUUCUGCCUCGCUCGUCGUGGCUCUGUUUAUCUCAUAUGCCCUCCAGUCCCUGUCUGUUGAUCGUAUGAACUGAACAUUGCAGACUCCCAAACGACUGUAUGAGUGGGCAAACCUAUACCUCACCCUCUGCGGAGGAGACCGAGAUGAACCGCAUCCACUAUGAUCUGGAGUACACAGAGGGCAUCAACCAGCGCAUGAGAAUCCCAGAGACCCUCAAGGUGGCCCCGGACGCUCACUCCGGGGGGCUGCCUGUGCAUCACCUCUUCCCCUUCCCCACCACGCUCAUGCAAGUACCCGAGAGGAUCAUCAUAGCGGGAGAUGAAGAUGAUCCUCGGUUCUCCCGACCCCACGACCUGGACCUGAUCCAAACCACUGGACCUCCCAUGGACCUGCUGGACAUGAAGGCCCCCCCACGUACCCUAACCCUCUCUGAGCAGCCCCUGGAUUCCCUGGAGACGGAGCAGACCCCGUCGCCCCAGUCCCACGUCAGCCAGGGGGUGCGCUCUCAUUCACGGUCUCGACGGGAACGGAGCGUGAGCGAGAACCUGGCCCCUCGGCAUGUCAGCCACACCGGCCGAGCGGACAUGAGUGUGUCCCCGUCCCCCUCGGCCGGCCCCCCGCCGUUCCGGGCGUGCCCCCCUCUCUGUUCCCCGGAGGACGCCAACUACAGCCUGUACACAGCGGGGGGCGUGCUCUGCUACAUCCAGUCCACCACGCGCCGGGCCUACCAGCAGGUCCUGGAGCUCCUGGAGGACGGCCCGCGCAGGACCCAGAUGGAAAUGACCCUUGAUUUAGCAGCUGAGGAGUCCAGUUUGGUGGACGCGUCCUCCCUGCGACGUCAGAUUGUGAAGCUGAACCGCCGUCUGCAGCUGCUGGAGGAGGAGAACAAGGAGCGCUCCAGGAGAGAGAUGAUUCUGUACUCUGCCACCGUGGCCUUCUGGCUGGUCAACACCUGGACCUGGUUCCGUCGCUAACAACCACCCACAACGGACCACUGGCCAUUGACUUUCCCAAACGGCGGUGGUCGGAUCAAAUUCUUCCUUCCAUUUUCUAGUCCUCUCCCUUGCAUGGUCACAAUGUGAACCAAGAAACAACCGCCAUGUUAGUCCUCUCAAUGGUUAUAAUCUUACAAACACUGCCCAUGGGUGAUAGUUUACAAAUGGGUGGGGUGACUUAUAAAAGGAUAAGCAAUAGAGUGAGACAAUUGGUUUGGGAAAGUAAUGCUAGACUGACAGUUGGAAUCAGGUUAUCUUGUUAUGGGUUGUGGUUCAGUAGUUUGAUUGAAUGUUGUUUUGCUCUUAAGUGUCAUAACAUGACAAAAUCUAGAGAGGCCAUAAUAAUUUCCCUAAAUAAUCAUUGCGUCUUACCCAAAAUAAUGUACAACUGUGUGUAUACUAUUUAUUUACAAUAUUUAUGAGUAUUGUUGCAACACUUGAGUUUUAUAGUGUUUAUGGAGCAUUGUAGCAAUUGCAAAUACACAGUAGUUUAGUUCAACAUUUUGAUACCAUUUAUUAUCUUGAGUCAAAUGAUGAAGGAUAAUGGUCAUGUAUUUUAAUUUAGUUGGCAAUGGUUUCUGGCAAUGGAUGUUGAUGACCAAAAAGAGUAAAUGCAUGAAGGUUUUUUCCAUUGAUUCCACAUUGUAUGCUGGAAAUAACUAGAUUGCUAUAAAUAUGUGUACUUGAUGUCUGUGUAUAUAAAGUAAUUAUGUGUAUAUAAGAAAAUAUAUUUCAUUCUGGAUGAAAGAUCAAUGUGAACCAUGUCCAUGGGCAUUUAGUGAGAAAUCCCAACGGGCUUUCACAACAAAAAUGCUAUUUGCUGAAUGAAUAUUGCGUCUGUGAUGAUGUACCUAUACUGUGAUGUUAGACAUUCAUUCUUUGUCUUAAUGCAAAUAUGUAUUAUUUCUUAAUACUUCAGUGUAAAUGAUAAAUGAAAGAUGUUGA